ACAGGGGAAAAAAACAGGGCAAUUAUGAAGCCAACAAGUCCUGUCUUUAAUGCAACUCAUCUUUAUGAGUCAACAAGACAUGGUAUGAAAUCCGAGUAUUGUAUAGAAGAAGACGAUAUCUAUUAUGUUACUAUCGCAAACUUGAACACAAUCAACACUAUUAGCACAACAAUAUCCAUAAACGUCGCAUCCAAAAUGUACGAUAUCACGAAAGCAGAUAGAACUUGUGAUUCAUCGUCUAGCGGAUCAUGUCGAUUUCAUCUCGGUUUUGCUUUCCCCACCAACAAAUUCUUUGUCCUUGUAUCCCCAUCCCCAUAUGAUGGCGGUGACGACGACGACGGUUGGUAUGUUGAGCUCUCUUUCAUUGCUCGGCUUGUAACCUACAUAGCCAUUCUAGGAUUUGUCGUGAUUGUUGCUUUGUUAAUACUAAGAUAUUUUGGAGCUUGCAAUUUAGAGACGGAUGAGGAAAAUUAUAAUGUGCAUACAACUUCGGCAAGUGUAUCAACGGAGGUGGAUCCUUUGAUUCCAGAUAAGACUUAUAGGGUACCCUACGGGACAAGAGUAGAGGAUGAAGAUGAUGACGAAGGAUCGUCUAGUUCUGGGGAGGACUUGUAUGAUGGGAAGAUUUGUGUGAUUUGUUACGAUAUGAUGCGCAAUUGCUUCUUCGUGCCUUGUGGGCAUUGUGCAACAUGUCAUAAUUGUGCAUUGAGGAUCAUGGAAGGGGAGACAAGGGUAUGUCCAAUUUGUAGAAGGUUGAUUCACAAAGUAAGGAAGUUGUUAAUUCCUUAGGUGUAAAUUCAUUAACAAUAUUUUUUUUAGAUAACCAAAAUAUUGAAAUAUGAGUUUUUAUUAAUUGAUAUUGAACAUGAAUUUGAUUUGAUUUAAAUGUGAUUGAGCCAAAAUUUUAGCAGCAAUUCACCUUUAUUGUGAAAAAAAUUAUCUUUUAUAAUUCAAUUCAUGUGAUAAUUAAGUCAAUUUUACU
Messenger RNA from Impatiens glandulifera, 982 nucleotides. Its product is annotated as E3 ubiquitin-protein ligase APD3-like. NCBI's taxonomy places the organism in Eukaryota, Viridiplantae, Streptophyta, Magnoliopsida, Ericales, Balsaminaceae. The transcript has 5 exons. The coding region runs from base 25 to 789 and encodes 254 amino acids. The record is from RefSeq and is a predicted model, not a curated record.